Monoraphidium neglectum is the source of this 897-nucleotide messenger RNA. RefSeq lists its product as hypothetical. The transcript is spliced from 7 exons. The record is from RefSeq and is a predicted model, not a curated record. The coding region runs from base 1 to 897 and encodes 298 amino acids. NCBI's taxonomy places the organism in Eukaryota, Viridiplantae, Chlorophyta, Chlorophyceae, Sphaeropleales, Selenastraceae.
AUGCCAGCCACGCGGGCCGUCCUCAGCGCCUGUCUGCUGCUAGCUGUAAUAGUGGCGGCCACGGCCGCGGCGCGGCCCCACCCCGCGGGCCCUGCAACGGUGCCUUUCCUGAGGCGCCGCCUGGCCCGAGUGGUGCAGGACCCCCCGCCCUACACCCUGGGCGUGUUCAACGGCACCGUGGUCCCCGUUCCCCAGGGGCCCCUGGCUGGUAGUGAGAUCGACAACUUGGCCUGCAAGGUCCCACGGCCCUCAGACCUGCGCCAGGUGCCCGACAACCUGGUCAACCUCAUCUUGGACACACUCGUCACCAGGCCUGCAUGCGAGGUCCACCAGAUCAGCUCUCCCCGCGGUCAUCACAGCAAAGCAGGCUUGGCGCCCCCGAAGCGUGCGCUGCGGGCCAGGGCUGUCCCCGAUGGCAAGCAGCAGCAGCAGCCUACGCUAGAUGUGGCGAAGGUGGCGGAGCUCUUCGCGGCUCAGCCGUGGGCCACAGCUGACGACCAGCGCGGCCAGCUGGAGCGCAUAUCCAGCGUGUUGGGUGUGACCCUGGGAGAGGCCAAGGCCCUGGGGUUCAAGAAGAAGGCACUGCUGGAGCUUGAUGAGGCCGAGCUCCAGUCGCGCGUGGAGCAGGUGGCAGCUGGUGUGGGCGUCACCCUCGAGCAGGCCAAGCGCAUGGCAGCCAUACAGCCAAACUUGCUGCUGGAGCCCAAGCGCAACUCUGAGUCUCUUGCGCUGGGCCUGCGCGCCAUCAGCUACGAGCUGGGCUGCCCCAAGGAGGAGGCCGUUGACCUCAUCCUCAACAACCGCAGCAUCCUGCACGGCAGGGAGAUGCACCUGUCCGUGGCGGACAUCGCGCACCUCGCCAUGCUGCGGCAGCCGACGGGGCGCAUCGUAGACUGA